AUGAGUACACCGACGAAUAUCGAGCUGAUCCUUCCCGACGAUUCGGUGCGCACAAUGCCGGUCGGCUCGACCCCGCUCGACGUCGCCGCCGACAUCGGCCCUGGCCUGGCCAAAGCCGCCCUCGGCGCCGAGCUCGAUGGCCAGCUGAUCGACUUACGCCAGCCGCUCGCCGCUGGCGGUAGCUUCCGCCUCUUCACCUCGCAACCCCGAGCCGGGCAGUUCAUCCGCCACUCGGCAGAGCACGUUAUGGCCGACGCCGUCAAACGACCACUCGAGAAAUACCAGUACGACUUCCGCUUUCCCCGCACCUUCACCCCCGAGGACCUCGAAAAGAUCGAGGCCAAGAUGAAGGAGAUCCUGAAGGAGAAAGCGACCUUCGAGCGCAUCGAGGUCAGCCGCGAAGAAGCCAAGAAGAUCUUCGCCGACCUGGGCGAGAACUUGAAGCUGAUCCGCCUCGACGAUAUUCCCGAGGGCGAGACCAUCACGCUCUACCGCCACGGCCUGUUCACCGACUUGUGCCGCGGCCCGCAUGUGCAGAACGUCGGCCAGAUCGGCGCCGUCAAGCUGCUCGAAGCCUCGGGCGUGUACUUCAAGGGCGACGAAGCCAACGAGCGCUUGCAGCGGAUCUACGGUACGGCUUUUGGCUCCAAGAAAGAGCUCGCCGCCCACCUCGAGCUGAUCGAGCAGGCGCAGAAGCGCGACCACCGCCGGCUGGGGCCCGAGCUCGACCUGUUCAGCUUUCACCCAGAGGCACCGGCGAGUCCGUUUUUCCACCCCAACGGCACGGUGAUCUACAACGAGCUGGUCGAUUUCGUGCGCCAGCUCUACCGCGAAUACGGCUACGACGAGGUGGUCACGCCGCAGGUGCUCGACGUCGAUCUAUGGCACACCUCGGGGCACUACGAGAACUACCGCGAAGCGAUGUUCUUCAUCGACGCCGACGACCGUCAGCUGGCGGUCAAGCCGAUGAAUUGCCCGACCCACUGCCUGAUCUUCUCGACCCGGCUGCGCUCUUACCGUGACCUACCGAUCCGCUACGCCGACUUCGGCCGGCUGCACCGCUACGAGCGCAGCGGCGUGGUUUCGGGGCUCACCCGAGUACGGACCUUCUGCCAGGACGAUGGCCACAUCUUUUGCACCGAAGAGCAGGUCGAGGAAGAGGUGCUGCGCACGGUCGAGAUGAUCCGGCGGAUCUACGGUACUUUCGGCUUCGAAGUCGGCAUCGAGAUUUCGACCCGGCCGGAAAAACGGCUCGGCAGCGAUCAGAUGUGGGACCGCGCCGAGGGUGCGCUGCAUUCGGCGCUCGAACGUCAGGGCAUCGACUACGAGGUCAACGAAGGCGACGGUGCUUUCUACGGACCAAAGAUCGACUUCCAGGUCCGCGACACGAUUGGCCGCAGCUGGCAGCUCGGCACCGUGCAGCUCGACUACCAGUUGCCCGAGCGCUUCGAGCUCGAAUACGUCGGCGCCGACGGCGACACCCAUCGGCCGGUGAUGAUCCACCGCGCCAUGCUGGGCUCGCUGGAGCGUUUCAUCGGCAUCCUGAUCGAGCACACCGCCGGCUUUCCGCUAUGGCUAGCGCCGGCGCAGGCCAUCGUGCUGCCGGUGUCGGAGAGGUUCCUCGACUACGGCAGCGAGGUUCACGCUCGGUUGCACCAGGCCGGCCUCAGGGUCAAGCUCGACUCGCGCAACGAGAAGCUGGGCUACAAUCGCGAGGCUCAGCUCGCCAAGGUGCCUUACAUGCUGGUGGUCGGCGAGCGUGAGCAAGACUCCGGAACCGUCACCGUGCGACGCCGCCAGGGCGAAGAGCUCGGCAAUUUGAGCCUCGACGACUUCCUGAUCCACGCCCACGAGAAGCUGGUUUCUCGUAGCGAAGAGCUUUGA
Messenger RNA from Nerophis lumbriciformis (worm pipefish), 1884 nucleotides. NCBI's taxonomy places the organism in Eukaryota, Metazoa, Chordata, Actinopteri, Syngnathiformes, Syngnathidae. The record is from RefSeq and is a predicted model, not a curated record.